GAGUAGACCUGAAAACCGAGCCAACCCGGUUUUCCUGCCCCCCUGGGCUGCGAUUGGCGCAUCCCGGAGGCUGGCUGCGAGAGCCUUUAGUCAUCGACCGGCGAAAUCUCUCUGGAAUUGGGCACCAACUUGCGUGUUUGCCUUCGCCCUGUUUGUGCGGGGAUUAGCCGUGGGUCGGGUGUGGGAAUGCUGCGCGAUCCCGGCAGUGUAUAAUCCGGGAUUUGCCUCUGCCUGGAGGUUUAUGGAAAACAGAUGUCUCACUGCCCUGGGACUGAGCACAGAAUGGAAAUGACCGACCCGGGAGCCAUCUGGAACCGAGGACGCCGAGCGCAGGCCCUUCGGAGUCCAGCCGGGAGGCAGACUUUCCUCCUCGUGCGUGCUUUUACUACUUGGCCCAAUCGCUCUGCAAACGCCAGGCGAUAAAGCAGUUUGACCUUCAGACAAAAUCGGGCUGCAAGAGUGCGGUUGCGGGGGAGGGAAAGGAGGCGGAGAGGAGCUGGCGCCGCCGCCUGGGUCGCCGCCCGCCGCCUGAUGUCGUGAGCCAGCAGCGGGCAGACCAGGGCUCUGGCCGCGGGCGCAGCGGCGCUGGAGGAGUGGCGGGGUCCCCUUCGCGCGCGUCUCCUCCGCGGAGCAAGCCCGGGUCUCGCACAGCAGCGUGCAGGGUCAAAGACAGCCGGCCCCCCAUGUCAGUGGUCUAGGAUGGCCAGUGAAGGCACCAACAUCCCAAGUCCUGUGGUACGCCAGAUUGACAAGCAGUUUCUGAUUUGCAGUAUAUGCCUGGAACGGUACAAGAACCCCAAGGUUCUCCCCUGUCUGCACACGUUCUGCGAGAGGUGCCUGCAGAACUACAUUCCCGCCCACAGUUUAACCCUCUCCUGCCCAGUGUGUCGCCAGACCUCCAUCCUGCCCGAGAAAGGGGUGGCUGCGCUCCAGAACAACUUCUUCAUCACAAACCUGAUGGACGUGCUGCAGCGGACGCCAGGUAGCAACAUUGAGGAGUCUUCCAUCCUGGAGACGGUCACCGCUGUGGCUGCGGGAAAGCCUCUCUCUUGCCCAAACCACGAUGGGAAUGUGAUGGAAUUUUACUGCCAGUCCUGUGAGACCGCCAUGUGUCGCGAGUGCACCGAGGGAGAGCAUGCAGAGCACCCCACGGUCCCGCUCAAGGACGUGGUAGAGCAGCACAAGGCCUCCCUCCAGGUCCAGCUGGAUGCUGUCAACAAAAGGCUCCCAGAAAUAGAUUCUGCUCUUCAGUUCAUCUCAGAAAUCAUUCACCAGUUAACCAACCAAAAGGCCAGCAUUGUAGAUGACAUUCAUUCCACCUUUGAUGAGCUCCAAAAGACUUUAAAUGUACGAAAGAGUGUGCUGCUUAUGGAACUGGAAGUCAACUAUGGCCUCAAACACAAAGUGCUACAGUCACAGCUGGAUACUCUGCUCCAGGGGCAGGAGAGCAUCAAGAGCUGCAGCAACUUCACAGCGCAGGCCCUCAACCAUGGCACAGAAACCGAGGUGCUGCUGGUGAAGAAGCAGAUGAGUGAGAAACUGAACGAACUGGCCGAUCAAGAUUUCCCCCUACACCCGCGGGAAAACGAUCAGCUGGAUUUCAUCGUGGAAACCGAGGGGCUCAAGAAGUCCAUCCACAACCUCGGGACCAUUCUAACCACCAACGCUGUGGCAUCCGAGACGGUGGCCACCGGCGAAGGGCUGCGGCAGACCAUCAUCGGGCAGCCCAUGUCCGUCACUAUAACAACCAAGGACAAAGACGGCGAGCUGUGCAAAACUGGCAAUGCCUACAUCACGGCUGAACUGAGCACCCCCGACGGGAGCGUGGCGGACGGGGAGAUCCUGGACAACAAAAACGGCACCUACGAGUUUUUGUAUACCGUCCAGAAGGAAGGGGACUUCACCCUCUCUCUGAGACUCUACGACCAGCACAUACGAGGCAGCCCGUUUAAGCUGAAAGUGAUCCGGUCGGCUGACGUGUCUCCCACCACCGAAGGCGUGAAGCGGCGCGUCAAAUCCCCAGGGAGCGGACACGUCAAGCAGAAAGCGGUGAAGAGACCUGCAAGCAUGUACAGCACCGGGAAGCGAAAAGAGAACCCCAUCGAAGACGAUUUGAUCUUUCGAGUGGGUACUAAAGGAAGAAAUAAAGGAGAGUUUACAAAUCUUCAGGGGGUAGCUGCAUCUACAACUGGAAAGAUAUUGAUUGCAGACAGCAACAACCAAUGUGUGCAGAUAUUUUCCAAUGAUGGCCAGUUCAAGAGUCGUUUUGGCAUACGAGGACGCUCUCCCGGGCAGCUGCAGAGACCCACAGGAGUAGCUGUGCACCCGAGUGGGGACAUAAUCAUUGCAGAUUAUGACAAUAAGUGGGUUAGCAUCUUCUCAUCAGACGGGAAGUUUAAGACAAAAAUUGGAUCAGGAAAACUGAUGGGUCCCAAAGGAGUUUCCGUGGACCGCAACGGGCACAUUAUCGUGGUGGACAACAAAGCAUGCUGCGUGUUUAUCUUCCAGCCAAACGGGAAAAUAGUCACCAGGUUUGGUAGCCGAGGAAAUGGGGACAGGCAGUUUGCAGGUCCCCAUUUUGCAGCUGUCAAUAGCAAUAAUGAGAUUAUUGUUACAGAUUUCCAUAAUCAUUCUGUCAAGGUGUUUAAUCAGGAAGGAGAAUUCAUGUUGAAGUUUGGCUCCAAUGGAGAAGGGAAUGGGCAGUUCAACGCGCCCACGGGUGUGGCAGUGGAUUCAAAUGGAAACAUCAUUGUGGCAGACUGGGGCAACAGCAGGAUCCAGGUUUUUGAUGGGAGCGGAUCAUUUUUGUCCUACAUUAACACAUCUGCUGACCCACUCUACGGCCCGCAAGGCCUGGCCCUAACUUCAGAUGGCCAUGUUGUGGUUGCAGACUCUGGAAAUCACUGUUUCAAGGUCUAUCGAUACCUACAGUAACAGUGGCCAGCCGGACACCCCCUCGCAAAGGUCUUGCACUAUAAACUGGAAUGGAUUUCUCCACCCGGGACCAGAUUAUGACUAGACUUUUCAUGCUAGAAGGAAUCUUUGAUGAACUUUCCAUGGUUAUUUCUGAAUGUAACAAUUUCCUUAAAAACUGCUCAUCUAAUUUCUAGAAUUCACCAUUAGGGUUAAAAAAAAAAGUCUUUUACUGAAUCUAUAAAAACUGCGAAGUUUUACACCUGUGAACUAUGGCUUAUAGGACAGGGAUUUAUGUAGUUAAAUUAAUUUUGCAAAUCAAACAAACAUUAAACAAAAACUAGCAUAUGUAAAAAUAUUUGUUAAUCCUGUGAAUGAUAGCCUUUGUGCAGAGCUUCCAAAAACAAAUUCUGUUGUCCUUAUAUACUUUAUUUAACCUAGGUCACAAGACUUGGGGAAAUCUUCUAACCUCACUUUUACAGUAUGUUUUUUUUUUUUUUUUUUUUGCGGGGGGGUGGUAAUUGACAACUACAUAUUAAUUACUUAAAAAAAAAAUUGAGACUGUCUUGCAAAAUCCUCCUAGCUCUGAUUUGCAGACACUUGAGAGUCAAUGCAAACUUCCCAGCCUUUCUGGGUUAGAUCAAAGAUCCUUUCUGUGUGUUCUUUUUACCUUCUCUUUCCUACUCACCUGGUAUCAGAAAACAAAGUAUGUUUUCAGAGAAACCUGAAAUCUCUGAUGCUUUGAAAAUCAUCUUACAAAAGUAAUACUACCUUUGGUCAACGAACGGCCCCAUUAACUCCAGAUGAAUAUACUGGAACAUAAUCAAGAAAAGCUCACAUUUUCUAUGUGCCAUGUUUUCACAUGUGUCUUUCCUCUUCCACUUCAUGAAAGCAAGAACUUUACCUCCUGCAAAAACGUCAGCACAUGUAGUAGGACACCAGUAUCCUAGGACAGAGAGCCAUAAGCAGCCCUUUGGAGGACCCAUGGUGUCAACCAAAGGCAUGUGGAUUGAUUAAUGAUUUCCCCUUAGCAAGUGUUACCAAAGUUCUGUUAUCUCGAGAGCAUUACAGGUAAGAGCAUGUUAUGGUUAUUUAUCAUUGUUCAAUGAAUAGUAGAGGUAUCAAGGGACUAUGUAUUCAUGAUUAGGGUAAGAUAGAAUGUAUAAUAUAAAUAUAUAUAUAUAUAGCUUGGGUGUAUUGAAAUAGGCAGCACUCUGAAAGACAGAAGCAUUCUGUCCAGCCAUUCUUCAGCACAUUCCUUUACUAAUGCAGUUCAAAGCCGUCCUGGUGGAGCAAGCCCUAAUGCAGGUUUAAUUUUUGCCAUUUCCCAGGCAUGAUGGUGGUGGCUGACUUAGUCAGAAAAUGACCUUCUGUGUUUCAAAAAAGAAGAAGAAGAAAAAAAAGGGUCAAAAUGAAAGUUGAACUUGAGUUACAUUUAAACUAAGUAUAAAUGCAUUUUGAGAAACGUUAAGGACAAUUUAGUCAAUAUGUCAUUGAUACUGUAAAAUAAGAUGCAGUCUAUUUCCACUGUUUAAUUUUCUACUCAGUUCUACCAAACAGGAUGUCAUGUUUGAUGUUUUCAAUAAUGACUUUGGGAUCUUUUUCAUUAAAAGCACCUUCAAACUGUACUAUAAGAAAACAUUUCCUGAAUGGAUUAUUAUAUGAAUGUGAUUGUUUAUUGCUUAUUAACUUAACAUUCAGCCAUCUCUACAUAGGACUUUUUAAAAUUUAGAAGGGAAUCAAGCAGCUUCCAGUUGCCUGUUAAAUUUAUUAUGCCCAAAUCAAUCAAGAAAGCUUUUUUAGAAAGAGUAACAUUUAGGUUUAAUUUUCUUUUAGAGUUUUUACAAUUAUCAAGUCUGUCUGUGAUGAAGUUAUAAAAUCCAAUAACAUUUUUAGAAUGUUAAACUAAGACAUGUUUCCUAAUGCCAGUGAAAUAAGUCUUUGAAUUUAUUUUUUUAUUUUCAAUUUUUUUCCUUGGUGCUGGAGAUUGCAAAUGUUAAGCGCCAGUUCUACUAAUGGGCCACACCUGCCGCCCAAGUCUUUGAAUUGAAAUAUUCAUAUUUACAGAGUACCUUCUAGGUGCCAGGCACUGUUCUAGGCACUGGGAAUAGAGUAAUGGAUAAAACAAACAAAAAAAAUUCCUGCUCUCUUGGAGUUUACAUCUGGGGAAGGAAUUUCAUUUUGCCAUUUACUGUAAAAUGUUCUGACUAAAAGAUAGACUAGACUCUUAAUAGUUCCUGGACUAUUAAAAAAAAAAAAAACUUUUAAAUUUUUUGUUAGUUUUAGUUUAUUUUCAUAAGUGAAAAUGGCUUACUAUUUAAAUUGUGUCACAGACUAUUGGUAUUUUCGUUUUUAUGGUUUUGCGGUGCUGGGGACUGAACCAGGACCUUGACAUAACUAGGCAAAUGCUCUACCAUUGAGCUACAUCCCCACCUCUAGACUAUUGAUUUUAAAAACUAGUUUACCUAAGAGGGUUUUUUGCACAUUGAAGUACUUGUGAACUUAGAAAUUAACUUAAAAAUGAACCAGCCAUCAUAUCAUAUCAGGCCAAGUAUCUAAAUACAUAAUUUUUUCCAUGUCAAUAUUGGCACAAACUGGAAUGAAAGUAUAGAUAGUUUGAUUUGUACCUGUUCCACUGUCUCUUAACUAAAACAUAUGCUGUGGGCACUCCAGGAAACACUAUAUUUUUCCCCCAAAAUAUGUGAUCAUAUAUAUUAAAAUACAGAUGACAUUUCAUACCUGGAUACAUAUGUGCAUUUACUGUAUUUCUUGGUGAGCAUAUUUUGUGGGGAAAGUGCUGCUGAUAAGAUACAAAUAGACAAGAUUUAAAUGAAAUUUUGUCACAUUCUAUGGAAAAUGGUUUCUGGUAAACUGAGAAGGAUAUUAAAAUAAGUGGCUUUUAUUCUGGGCUACCAUUAUUGUUUGGUUUCUCUUUGUCAAGUGUAUAGAACCUGUCAUACAUUCAUGAUAAGUAGCACUGAGAAAGUACUCAUUCAAAUUUCCCCUGGGCACUUAUGGCCAUAGUAUUGCCAGUUAGGAUUUAAAGGUCAGUGACGAUGCAUUUUUCCCCUAACACAGAUCUCCCCUGCUGGACAUGGGGAUGUAGGGAGUUACUUGACCAUCUAGAAACUCACAAAUAAAAAGCCUUUAUGACUGUUUGCCAUUUUUUUUUUAAAGGCAUAUAGUAUCUUGGUGAAAUUUUAGUCCCUAUAAUUAAAUAAGUCCCCAGGUUUCCUUAUUUUAAUUUAUGACUAGAUUUGAGGCCAAUUAAUACCCCAGAUCCAUGCAACUAUUGCACACUUGCUUCCACUACUAAAUAUACAGGGUAUCCUAGAAUGGAAUUAACUGGAAUAGUAGUACCUUAGUAAGUAUCUAUGGAUCCUCAUACUGAAGGGUCAAUAUAAAUGCUUUGGUAAUGCCUACUGAGUAUAUUGGAGGAAAUAGCAAGUCAACAGCAAAUAAUCUGCAGAUCACUUCAAAAGGGAAAAAUCUUUUUGUACAUUUGAUACUAUGGCAUCCUCUCUAUUCACCAGCUUCUGAAAAGGGAGGAAUGUUUUUAGUUGAAUAAUGUAAACACAAGGCAUUUCCAGGUAGGGUAAAGUUGAAGCUAUUUGAUGCAGACCUUAUCUGAUUUUGCUUAAAACCGGAAGUCGUAAUACUGUUGCUUUCUGUAAAUGUUGCAGGGUUUUAAACUUUACAAUUAUUUUAAUAUUUUUGAUAUCUAGGAAUCUAGUAUUGCCAUAAAGGAAAACUAAGUGCCCAUUAAAGAUUUAUUUGGUAUAAAUACUUCUUUUUGUUUUGUUUUAAAUGACAGUAAGCUACAAAUCAUGAUGCUAAUCUUAACUUUCUAAAGAUGAAUUGUGUGGCAGUGAUUGUGUGAUCUGUUUGUGGAGAAUGUAUGAAAGCUAUUACUUAAUAUUCUAGAAUAGGUUAAUAAAUUGGCUAUGUUGUUCCAAUGAAUGUACAGCACUUCCAUUAACUUUUGAAAGCAACACAGCCUUAAACUCAACUCAAUGCUUUUGCUUUAUGACAUGGGGAAUGUUCUGUCAUCGAGUGGUUUUGUUUUUUGUUUUUUUUUGCAGUGCUGGGGAUCAAACCUGGGGCCUCGCGCAUGGUAGGCAAGUGCUCUACCACUGAGCUACAUCCCCAGCACAACAGUGUACUCUUGUAACGGAAUUCUUUAUAUCAUUCUCAAUUCUAUAGCCUUUCAAUCCAAUGUAUGAGUAUGAAGGUUUUUUGCUUCCUUUGUUUUCUUUUUAGAUUUUGUACAUUCCAUCUUUAUAGGUCCGUUUCAUAUGUUUUGUGUAUAGAACACUAAGUCUUGCGCUCUCUGACAUUGAUACUGAUAUAUUCUCAUCAUUUGUUAUUUUAUGAAUCAAAAUGCUGACUGCCUAUUUAAAGAAUGAACGCUGUGCAUCAAAGUGUUUGUAUGUUCGUAGCUACAUACGUACCACAGUAUUUUGGAUGCUUUAGUCUAUAAUAAAACUUUAAAUUAAUUCUGUCUUGAAACAUAGGAGAAACAAGACUCAUGUGUAUAUCUUUACCAUGCACAAAAAUCUCAAAUCAUUAUAAUAAAGCUUGUUUUCUCCA
Sciurus carolinensis (gray squirrel) is the source of this 7503-nucleotide messenger RNA. It is a transcript of the gene Trim2, whose product is annotated as tripartite motif containing 2. Gene Ontology annotation, biological process: protein polyubiquitination; proteasome-mediated ubiquitin-dependent protein catabolic process; negative regulation of translation. Lineage: Eukaryota; Metazoa; Chordata; Mammalia; Rodentia; Sciuridae. The transcript has 12 exons. The record is from RefSeq and is a predicted model, not a curated record. Bases 700 to 2934 code for a protein of 744 amino acids. Gene Ontology annotation, molecular function: translation repressor activity; zinc ion binding; ubiquitin protein ligase activity.